Sciurus carolinensis (gray squirrel) is the source of this 1260-nucleotide messenger RNA. Its product is annotated as mitogen-activated protein kinase 14-like. The coding region runs from base 93 to 1175 and encodes 360 amino acids. Gene Ontology annotation, molecular function: MAP kinase activity; ATP binding. Gene Ontology annotation, biological process: protein phosphorylation; p38MAPK cascade. Gene Ontology annotation, cellular component: nucleus; cytoplasm. Lineage: Eukaryota; Metazoa; Chordata; Mammalia; Rodentia; Sciuridae. The record is from RefSeq and is a predicted model, not a curated record. The transcript has a single exon.
GCUCGGGCGGGCAACUAGGGCCGGGAAGAGGGUGCGGGUGCAGGCGGGGGCCCAGCAGGGCCACCUCCUCGCCCCGCGGCUGCCGCUGGAAAAUGUCUCAGGAGAGGCCCACGUUCUACCGGCAGGAGCUGAACAAGACAAUCUGGGAGGUGCCUGAGCGUUAUCAGAACCUGUCCCCGGUGGGCUCCGGUGCCUAUGGCUCUGUGUGUGCUGCUUUUGACACAAAAACUGGGUUACGUGUGGCAGUGAAGAAGCUGUCCAGACCAUUUCAGUCCAUCAUUCAUGCCAAAAGGACCUACAGAGAGCUGUGGUUACUUAAACAUAUGAAACAUGAAAAUGUGAUUGGCUUGUUGGAUGUGUUUACACCUGCAAGAUCUCUGGAGGAAUUCAAUGAUGUGUAUCUGGUGACCCAUCUCAUGGGGGCAGAUCUGAACAACAUAGUGAAGUGUCAGAAACUUACGGAUGACCAUGUUCAGUUCCUUAUCUACCAAAUUCUCCGGGGUCUAAAGUAUAUACAUUCAGCUGACAUAAUUCACAGGGACCUAAAACCUAGUAAUCUAGCUGUGAACGAAGACUGUGAGCUGAAGAUUCUGGAUUUUGGACUUGCUCGACAUACUGAUGAUGAAAUGACAGGCUACGUGGCCACGAGGUGGUACAGGGCUCCUGAGAUCAUGUUGAACUGGAUGCAUUACAACCAGACAGUGGAUAUAUGGUCAGUGGGAUGCAUAAUGGCCGAGCUGUUGACUGGAAGAACAUUGUUUCCUGGUACAGACCAUAUUAACCAGCUUCAGCAGAUUAUGCGUCUGACGGGGACACCCCCUGCUUAUCUCAUUAACAGGAUGCCAAGCCAUGAGGCAAGAAACUAUAUUCAGUCUUUGACCCAGAUGCCGAAGAUGAACUUUGCAAAUGUAUUUAUUGGUGCCAAUCCCCUGGCUGUCGACUUGCUGGAGAAGAUGCUUGUAUUGGACUCAGAUAAGAGAAUCACCGCAGCCCAAGCCCUUGCACAUGCCUACUUUGCUCAGUAUCAUGAUCCUGAUGAUGAACCAGUGGCCGAUCCUUACGAUCAGUCCUUUGAAAGCAGGGACCUCCUUAUAGAUGAGUGGAAAAGCCUGACCUAUGAUGAAGUCAUCAGCUUUGUGCCACCACCCCUUGACCAAGAAGAGAUGGAGUCCUGAGCGCCUGGUUUCUGUUCUGUUGAUCCCACUUCACUGUGAGGGGAAGGCCUUUUCAUGGGAACUCUCCAAAUAUCAUUCAAGUGCC